AUGUCACAUGACACCAGUGUUAAUGAGGGUUCUGCUGUGAGAGCGUCUCCAGUUAAAGCUCUGACCGUAAACUCAGCCAGAGCUCCACCCACUCCUAAAGAACCCACCCAACACGACAGGGCCACGCCCACUCAGGACAUCGAGACCACGCCCAUUCAUGACACAGAGGCCACGCCCACAGAGCACCUGAAGGCCACGCCCACAGAGCACCUGAAGGCCACGCCCACAGAGCACCUGAAGGCCACGCCCACAGAGAGAGAAGAUGAAGAGAGUGGCGACCGGACCAUCUCUGAACUCGUCUACAGCCCGUGUGCCAGCCUGAUGUCGACACCGGUGGAUGAGGGGGCGGAGUUUCUCUUUACGGCCUUCCAAAGCCCCGCCCCCCUGCUGCGGCAGCUCCACGCAGACGCUCUGCUUGAGGCGCGUAUGACAGAGGCGAGCUCCAGAGAUCCGGCACGUGAGGCGAGCUCUAGAGAGCAAACGGCUGAGAGUGGGCGGAGCCUGGACGAGCGUGUGCAAUUGACCGACAGCAGCGAGGGGGGCGGGCUCUCGCGAUCGUGCGCCUGGAGCGUGGUGCGCCUGGUGGCGGUGGUGACGGGCCUACUGCUGGUCACCGUGACGACGCUGCUGCUGCUGCUGGAGUCGGACAUCGACGUCACGUUUCUGCGCGAGAUCAGAGCGACGCCGGAGUUUCAACAGUUCCACCAUGAGUUCUACUGCCCCCUGCGGAGAUGGGUCCUGUGCAGCCUGUGGGGCUAG
Messenger RNA from Knipowitschia caucasica, 759 nucleotides. Lineage: Eukaryota; Metazoa; Chordata; Actinopteri; Gobiiformes; Gobiidae. The record is from the annotation of a GenBank genome assembly.